AUGGAAAUACCUCCUUAUUUGGAUAAAUUUGAAUGUUUCGGGAAGAAAUUAUCAGAAGAGACUUCUGGAAACCAUAAAGCCUCUGGAAAAAUUGACGCCUCUGGAAAAACCGAUGCCUCAGUAGCCACGGAAAUAUCUGGACUUUCCAUAGAAGAAACGGUUAUUUCUCCAAAAUUUACGGCAUCCUCGGGAAUGGAAGAUACCAUUGAAGGACAAGACGAAGGAACGCCGAAUCCACUAUUGACGUCUUUUUGCCCAUUCAAAGCCAAUACAAGAAGCCGUUCCAAUUUAUCGAUACGCGCUUGCAUUCUUUCUUCAUACUUUUCGAUACGGGAACGAAGCCACUUGAUUUCGUUAUUAAGAAUUAUACAUCGAGGACAUGAAGAUCCCCGCGAAACAGAAGGAGCAAUUGAGGAAAUGGAUCAGUAUCAUCCUCCGAAGAAGAAAGCAGUUCUAAACCCGAAUUAUGGGCAUAUCUUGGCUUUUUAUUAG
Paraglomus brasilianum is the source of this 492-nucleotide messenger RNA. Lineage: Eukaryota; Fungi; Glomeromycota; Glomeromycetes; Paraglomerales; Paraglomeraceae. The record is from the annotation of a GenBank genome assembly.